GCCGGCAAAAGCCGCUCCACCACUAGCUCGCUACCAUCUAUAUAUAUCUACAAAUCUAGAAGGGCAGCAUCUAUAUGUAGCUCAAGGACUGUAGCUAAUCCAUAUUCCGGCAAGAAGUACAGUGAAGAGUCUGCAGGCUGCAGCAAGCUCGUACGGUUGGCGAGGAUCGACCGACCGUACCGGUCGAUCGGCCAUGACGACGUACAGGGUGUGCUGCUUCCUGCGGUGGUUCCGGGCGGCGUCGAACGAGCCGUCGGAGGCUGUCAGGGACGUGUUCCAGGCGUACGCCGACGGCGGCGUGCUCGGGGAGGAGGCACUGCGGAGGUUCCUGCGGGAGGUGCAGGGCGAGGCUGCGGCCGACGAGGCGACGAAGGAGGUGAUGGCCUUCGUGGUGGAGCAGAGGCUGCUCAAGAAGAGCGGCCUCACCGCCGAGGGCUUCCACCGCUGGCUCUGCAGCGACGCCAACGCCGCGCUCGACCCGCGCCGAGGGGUUUACCAGGAGAUGGGUCUGCCGCUGUCGCACUACUUUAUCUACACGGGUCACAACUCGUACCUGACGGGGAACCAGCUGAGCAGCGGCUGCAGCGAGGCGCCCAUCGUGAAGGCCCUCCACGACGGCGUCAGGGUCAUCGAGCUCGACCUCUGGCCAAACGCGGCCAAGGACGACGUCGAGGUCCUCCACGGCAAGACAUUGACGUCGCCCGUGGAGCUGAUCAAAUGCCUCGAGGCUAUCAAGGAGCACGCCUUCGCGUCAUCCCCCUACCCCGUCAUCCUCACCUUGGAAGAUCACCUCACCCCAGACCUCCGAGCCAAAGUAGCCAAGAUGGUGAAGGAAACGUUCGGGGACAUGCUGUACAUCUCGGAGUCGGAGCACAUGGCCGAGUUCCCUUCCCCUGACGAUCUCAAGGGCAAGAUCAUCAUAUCGACGAAGCCGCCAAAGGAGUACCUUCAGACCAAGAGCGACAAGGAGGAGAUCUCCGAGGACAAGGCGGAGGGGGGCGUCUGGGGGGAGGAGAUCUCCGACGACAAGACCACUGCUCGUCAGAUGUCGGAGCAGUACAGUGAGAAGUACGGGGAGGAGGCUGAGGAGGAGCAGGAAGGGGAGGCCGAGAAGAAGGCGCAGCACGGGACCGACGAUGAGUACAAACGCCUUAUCGCGAUCCAGCUCACGAGGAGGAAGCACGACAUGGAUAAGGAUCUCGAGGUUGAUCCCGACAAGGUGACACGGCUGAGCCUGGGCGAGAAGGCGUACGAGAAGGCCACCGUCUCUCACGGAGCUGACAUUAUCAGGUUUACGCAGAGAAACCUGCUGAGGAUAUUCCCACGGUCGACACGCAUCACGUCCUCGAAUUACAAUCCGUUGAUGGGUUGGAGCUACGGAGUUCAGAUGGUAGCGGCAAACAUGCAGGGACAUGGAAGGAAACUAUGGCUAACCCAAGGGAUGUUCCGAGCAAACGGGGGUUGUGGCUACGUGAAAAAGCCCGAUAUCCUUAUGAACAGCGAACCUGAUAAAUUGUUUGAUCCCAGAGCCGAUUUACCAGUGAAGACAAGACUGAAGGUGACGGUGUACAUGGGGGACGGCUGGCGAUUUGACUUCCGCAAGACACAUUUCGACAAGUGCUCGCCCCCAGACUUCUAUGCAAGGGUGGGGAUAGCAGGAGUUGCCGGAGACACGAGGAUCGAGCAGACUCGGGUGAUGAUGGACAACUGGAUCCCGAUGUGGGAUCACGAGUUCGAGUUCCCGCUGGCGGCGCCGGAGCUGGCCCUGCUCCGCGUGGAGGUGCACGAGUCCGACAACCACCAGAAGGACGACUUCGGCGGGCAGACCUGCCUGCCGGUGUGGGAGCUCCGGCCGGGGAUGCGCUCCGUCAGGCUCUGCGACCACAAGGGCCAGCCGCUGCGAUCCGUCAAGCUGCUCAUGCGCUUCGAGUUCUUCCCCUCCGCUUAAUAAGUUUCAUGGUGUUCUGGUGCGUAAAUUCAGAGUUUUUUUUUGUUUGCUAUUUCUGUUGUUAUUGUGCACGCGCUGUAUGACACGACUACGAGACUGUAAUUGAGAGUGCGGUUGUUCUUGUGAUUGGGGUUGAUAAAUGAGUCAACAAAAGAUUGAUCUUGUCACUGGAUGUUGAUAAAUACUCGUGUUAAUAAAAAAGGUCAAAUGUUAUUCAA
Phragmites australis (common reed) is the source of this 2166-nucleotide messenger RNA. RefSeq names its product phosphoinositide phospholipase C 2-like. The transcript has 9 exons. Gene Ontology annotation, biological process: phosphatidylinositol-mediated signaling; lipid metabolic process. The coding region runs from base 194 to 1948 and encodes 584 amino acids. NCBI's taxonomy places the organism in Eukaryota, Viridiplantae, Streptophyta, Magnoliopsida, Poales, Poaceae. The record is from RefSeq and is a predicted model, not a curated record. Gene Ontology annotation, molecular function: phosphatidylinositol-4,5-bisphosphate phospholipase C activity.